AAUGUCCAUCCGAAUGAGCAAAGGUCGGGCUCCGACUUCACUGAGAAGGAACUGCACCAGCCUCCGACCCUAGGAUCACUCCCUGUGUUGUCUCCUUCGGCUACUAUGGUCGAAGAUCGGGAAAGGAAUUGGCCGACUGGAUGGCGUCCGUACGCAGCUUUGUUCGGUUGCUUCCUGCUCAUGUUCAACUCUUGGGGACUUAUCAACAUCUUCGGCACCUUUUUGUCCUACUAUUCAGAGUCACUCUUCCGUGGUGAUGACCUGAUGUUGAGUAAUUUGAUCGGCUCGACUCAAUGCUUCUUCGUCCUCUUCUUCUCCUUCAUUGUUGGUCGGCUACUCGAUGCAAACCAUAGUCGUGAGCUGCUAGUGACUGGUUCUGUCAUCGUCACCAUAGGCAUGUUCAUGCUGAGCAUUUGCAAUGGUAACGGAGGCUUGAACCAAGGCCACUAUGGUUUGACGUGGUUGACACAAGGCUUGGUAACUGGGUUGGGCAUGGCCUGCUUCUUCGUAUCAAGAAAGGGGUUUGCUCUCGGCGUUGUAGCUUCUGGUGCAAGUAUUUGUAAGCAGUUCCCCCUAUCCUUGACUCUCGACAAGCAUUACUUACUCCUUUAUAGCNNUGGACUUACCUUGCCGGUGAUGCUUCGCUUCCUCAUCACGUCCCAAGGCUUCAACGACGCAGUAAGAUAUGUCACCAUUGUCAUAUCUGUCACCAGCUUCGCAGCAGUAUUCCUGGCCCAGCCAAACCCAGCACACACAUUCAGAAAACCCGAGAAGUGGAUGUCGAAGAGAACAUGGGUUGACACAUCGGCAUUCCGUGAUGGCGCGUUCUGCUGUUUCACAGCGUCGAUCGCUGCUCUCUUCCUCGGAUUCUAUUGCGUGUUCUUCAGCCUUGAAGAGUGGGCGGCAACCAGUGGCAUCGCCCAUAAAGGUACACCGCCCCCAGGAGGCAAGGUGACCUUGUCGACGUACUGGCUCUUGAGCAUCAUGAACGGCUGCAGUACCUUUGGUCGGCUCAGUUCUGCCUGGCUUUGUGACAAGUGCGGCGCGUUGAACGUCCACAUGACGGUGACGACCGUGUCUAGCAUUCUUUGCCUGUUUCUGUGGACAUUUGCCAACUCACUUGCGCCGGCUUUGGUCUUUGCCAUCCUGUUCGGAGCCUUCUCGGGCAGUGUGAUCGGGCUACCUGCAGCAUCCAUGGCAACGAUUUUGGGACCCGAGCCAGACAGACAGGCCAGACUUGGACAAUGGACAGGCAUGAUGUACACAGCAGCAGCGCCAUUUGCACUGGUCGGGCCGGUUAUCACUGGUCACCUGGUUACGGAGUACGAGACAUAUCUCGGAGUACAGAUUUGGAGUGGAAUGUGUCUGCUUCUGAGUGCCAUCUGCAUGGCAGGGGCAAUCUUCUUCACACGCCGAAAGGGGAUUACCAGCGGCAGCAACGAGAAGGUA
This is a messenger RNA of Aureobasidium musti, 1449 nucleotides long. The record is from the annotation of a GenBank genome assembly. Lineage: Eukaryota; Fungi; Ascomycota; Dothideomycetes; Dothideales; Saccotheciaceae.